Messenger RNA from Notothenia coriiceps (black rockcod), 1063 nucleotides. RefSeq names its product calpain-1 catalytic subunit-like. Bases 601 to 951 code for a protein of 116 amino acids. Gene Ontology annotation, biological process: proteolysis. The transcript is spliced from 3 exons. NCBI's taxonomy places the organism in Eukaryota, Metazoa, Chordata, Actinopteri, Perciformes, Nototheniidae. The record is from RefSeq and is a predicted model, not a curated record. Gene Ontology annotation, molecular function: calcium-dependent cysteine-type endopeptidase activity. Gene Ontology annotation, cellular component: cytoplasm.
UCAGGGCAGAAGCAGGGCGUUUCUAAAGAAAUACGCUGUUAGAGAGCAGAGGAGGGAGUAAAGCCCACGCUAAGCAUGGAAGGAAAGUCAAAUUGAAUAUUGAAUGUCUAAAUAACUGCAUUUUUAAGGAAACGUCCGGAAAGAUUGUAUCUGCUGUUGGGAUCAGGACGCACCCCUCUCCUGUUGACAUCUCCUCAGAAAAGUGAUUGGUUCUCACUGGGACGAACUGCAUUCGCCAUCUCUCUCCAGAGCCCUUUAAUCUUCUGCAUUUGGAGCCCCUACACUUGUGAUUGUUAUUGCAUUUGAAGCACCCAGCUACAGCAUAACCACACAUACUGCAACGAAGCAGCAGCCUGGUCAAUAUUUCAUAGCUUCCUAAUGGCCACUAAUGUUUCAUUCUCAUUUAUGAUCAAGCCUUGAAGCCAUUAGCACACCAUAUCAGAUUUACAUAAGCACUGUCGGGGGCUUUACAUUAAAACUGAAGCUACACAGUUGCCACAUUAAUCAUUGAGACAUCCUAACAUCGUAUUGUAGUUUCACACCUACAAACGUCCGACAGAGAGUGACAGCCGACCCUACAGUUCCUCUCAAAAGCUCAGGAUGGAGGAGCCCAUUGUCGCCACGGGUAUGGCCGCCAAGCUGAGGAGCCAGUGGGACCGUGAUGAAGGUCUGGGACAGAAUCACAAGGCCGUGAAGUUUUUGGGUCAGGACUACGAGAAUCUGAAGGCCCAGUGCCUCCAGGGCGGGAGGCUGUUUGAGGAUCAUUUGUUCGCUUGUGUCACAUCGUCUCUGGGAUUCGACGAGCUCGGCCCCAGAUCCGCCAAGACCUCCGGCGUCCGCUGGAUGAGGCCCACGGAGGUCUGCAAGCGCCCCGAGUUCAUUGUAGACGGAGCCACUCGCACAGACAUCUGUCAGGGAUCUCUGGGUGAGUUCCCAUCUGUUUCACUCUAACUACUGCAUCAUCCAGCUAUUAAAGGUCAGGAGAGGAGAGAAAAAACUUAAAUGUAAUCCUGUAAAAAGUGAGAAAUGCUGAUAAAAGCCGGAACAAACAGGUGAUUGAAUA